AUGCAAAAUGCCUGUUAUUUUCUCCAAGGUUCUUGCCGUAAUACAAAUUCAACAAAAGCCUUCAUCUACUCACUGAUGAACUACAACAACGUUUCUGGAUACGCUGUGUACAAUCCUGUUAAGGUAGAAAUCAUACGCUGGCGGAGUAAUUUUACGUCAGUACCUGCAAAGAGUUGUGCUUCGCGCAGACCAUUCUUUAACAUUGACGUUGAGAUAACAAACAACGCUGCAAGCAAAAACGAUUCUCGCACUUAUUGUGGCGUCAACUACGACCUUCCCAAAGGUGCUGGCUAUGGUUAUGCAUGUAAAUUCUAUGCUGGAACCUACCGAUUUACUCCAACAGAUGUCGAAGUAUUCUACGAAACAACCUCUUAA
Messenger RNA from Porites evermanni, 375 nucleotides. The record is from the annotation of a GenBank genome assembly. Lineage: Eukaryota; Metazoa; Cnidaria; Anthozoa; Scleractinia; Poritidae.